UUAUUUGUUUCUGGCCUCCUGCCCACCUGCCUCUCGUUGGCCCGUGGGCCUCACCUGUCUGGGUAACCCCGUGACCAAUUCACACUGUCUCCUCACUCACCUGGGCUCGGUGCACCAGCCUGACCCUCGCUGAUAUUUGCCCCUCUUCCCCGUCCCUCUUCAGACCCCUCCUCUGAACUAGUUGCCAGAAUCCUCUUCCUACUCUAUAAAUUGUAAUUCCUGCCUGAGGAGUGCUCAUACUGAGCACGCUGUGUAUUUUUCGUAGCAGACGUGAGCCAGUUUCCACGUCAAGGCUUUCCCUCUUGGUCUCCUCAGCCCGGAUGCUCACUUUAUCCCCGAACCCUUUGAGGGAAGUAGAGGGAGGGUUCACUCAGUUCCCCUGCCUUGGCCAAGGUGCGCUGCUGAGGGAUUUGCACUUAGGCUUUCCUGUGAGUCAUCAUGGGCCCUCGCGUACCUCACCUCUCGCCACUUGGUGUCCCCAUAGCAGCCUGUGCCUCAGCGAGGUCCUUGAGGGGACAAGGAGUGACUUGCUUUCUAACCUCUUAGAGAGCUAGCAAAUGCCAGCUAGAGGUAGGCCUGAAUGGAUGCCAGCAGGCCCCUGGGUAGUUAUGGUUCAAAAAACAAUGCUGGACCACCUAGGUUACAAGUGGGAACAGAAAGGCCUCUAGAAGGCUUUAGACCUUUGUCUCCUUUUCUUUUGGUUGGUGGGAGGGGGCGAGGUAGGAGGUGGGUCAAGGAGGGAGGAUGCUUUGAACCGAACAACUGAGUCUGUCUGACUUGUUCUGUGGGAGAGUGUGGGCUCCAGUUGCUUGUAGUUCUUUCCUGUCCCCUCCUUAUAUCAGAGGUGGCAGAGGAAGGCGCAUCACUCCAUGGGAAUGACCCUGUCAGCAUCAGGGCCCAGGGGCAGGCAGACUGCCCUAUUUGCUUCAGAACUUCUCUCCCCAACUUGGCUGGUUUCACCAUCUCAAGACCCUUUUAUGCUUGAGCAGGCACUGGAAUCUAAGCUUUCAGGAGACCAGGGAAGCAAAAGGCAAUCGAUUAAAACUGAUGAUAAAAGGUAGGACUACCAAGAGGACCACAUCACUUAGGGCAACUGGGGUGAAUCUUAUCCACCACUGGAUCCUCAGGGUCUGGCACGUGACACUCGAUAUGCAUUUGUGGAAAGAAGAUAGGAGGGAAGGAAGAGAGGUUAUUAGAAGAAAGGUCAAAGAGAGAAAACAGAGAACAUUUGAUGGGUACUACAUUUGUCUAAGAAAGUAGAACUGAACUUCUUUAUUUAGGACCCCCUCUCCUUUGAAAAAUGUUGUAAACUCUAAAUUUUUAAAGGCUUCUCAUGAUCUGGGCCUGCAUCUGUCUUGCCAGGCUCACUCUUCACCCUCUUAAAACUUUGGUAGUAUAUUUCAAUGAAAAAGCAGAUAAAGCAAAACAAAACUAGUUUUAAAAAAGUUAUAAAAGUAAUUCAUUUAUAUGGGAAAAAUUCAAACAGUUUCAAAGUACAUGAAGUGAGAAAUUAGUGGUUUUUUCCUAGAAGUAACCACAUAUAUCUCCUUGCCUCAAGUAUGGUUCCAGCCGCUGGGUUUGAGAGAUGAAGUACCAGGUCUUUUUGUUUUGUUGGUUUUAUUCAUUCUGUAUCUACUGGUGACAAAAGUACAGCUAUUCUUACAUAGUCUUUGCAAAGUUGUUUCUACCUAUGUGCGUGUGUGUGUGUGUGUGAGUGUGUAUAUUCAUUCCUUUUAAUUGCUAUGUAAUUGACUAUUGGAAAGAUGUGAUAUCAUUUAUGUAACCAGUUUUUCAUCAAUGUUUAGAUAGAUUUCAGUUUUUGCCCUACAAGCAAUGCUGGCAGACCAUCGUUGGAGCUUUUCCUCUGAGGUGGGAAGCCACUGGAAAGUUUGGAGUAUAGAGACUAUGAUCUCACAGUUUAACAGCAUCACUGUGCUGCUGUAUCAGAUUUACCCUCUAUCCCCAGUGUCUUCACCAGCACUGGAUAUUAAAUUUUUUAGUCCUUUUUAAUUGAUAAGCCAAAAAAAACCCCCUCACUAUUGCUUCAAUUGACAUUCCUUUGUAAAAUCAGAUUUGACAGGGUGAGUUUUACUCAAUGGGCUGUUUCACACUCACUUAGAGAGGAGUUGUUAAUUGUUCUGGUACUGUGUGGAUUCCUGCAUGGCCACACUGAAGCCCUCUGAUAGAGCCUGUCUGAUCUCUCCUCUAGACCCCAGGCCCUUCGGGAUGGGUACCUGACUGUGAAGCCAAAACCCUGUCUCUGAACUACUUACCAACAUGAAGUGUCACCCCCUGCAAUUCCCUGCUUCAGUUGACAGUUUGGGUGACCUUAAAGGGACCCAGAGCAGACUUCCCUCCGUCACCUGAACUCUAGGAGGAACCAGAGCCUUGGUACCAGCAGAGGCCUCUUGUGCCCAUUCGCCUCCUUGGAGAGUCCAGAUGAAUUUGGGUUUGUGGUUACCCUCUGGCUGGGCUUCAUGGAGAAAUCUUCUCUGAUUUCUAAUCUAAAUCCCAGAGCAGCCCCCGUCUUUCAGUGGACAGAAUGAGAGGCCUUCUGUAACCAGGCAUAACUGGCCAUCAUGGGGAAAUUGAUCAGGAUGGGAGUGCAGGAGAGGCGGUUACUCUGGCCAAAGCGGCUUCAUUGGAGGCGCCUCCUCUUCCUAUUGGGAAUGCUGAUCAUGGGUUCCACCUACCAGUACCUGAGGAGCCCCCGGGGGCUCCCUUCACUGUGGGCAGCAGUCUCUUCCCAACACCCUGUAAAACUAGCCAGCCGGGACCUUUCCAACAAUGAGAUGAUGAUGGUGAGCAGUGACCCUCCAAAAUCUAGCCCUGAGAUGGAGGUUGAGACAUGGGCACCCCAAGCCACAGUAGGCAGAGAUGGAACAACACCUGGUGUAACAAUGGAGAACACCCCCAGUAUACCUAGAAGAAUAGCCAACGUCAUUCCAGCAACACCCAAGAGCAGCGACAGCCCAGCAGCAGCCCGCACAGAAAAAGUGAAGGAAGACACCCCAGCCACACCCAGUGGAGCACUGAAUCACUACCCUCCAACUUCAGGCAGACCAGUGGUAAAUAAUUAUACCCCAGCAACACGCAGGGGAGAAGUGAAGAGCUACCGCCCAACUCAAGCCAGGGGAAAGGUGAGGAAAUACACCCCAUCCCCACUUGGUAGGAUGGUGAACAGUUACGCCCCAUCCACAUUCAUGACAAUGACCAGGAGCCAUGGGAUCACCCCCAGAGCAACAGUGAAAGACAGUGAAAUUAUGACAACCAACAAAAUACUGGAGACCAACCCUUCCAAGAGAGUAUUGGGGGAAACCACCCCAACUCCUCUCAAGGGAGUAACUGAUAACGCCCUACCCUUCCUGAUAAAUGACUUAGAAACCGACAUCUUGACUUCUGCAGGGAAUGUGGCAGAAGGGAAGACCCUAACUACCACCAGAAGAGUGGACAAUAAUAGCUCAACCAACCACCGGGGGUUAGUGGGAAAAAACAGCCUGACAACACCCCAAGGAACAGUCCUGGAGCACACCGCAGCCACCUCUGAGGGGCAGGUGGCAGUAAGCAUCACGACAGAAACCAAAGCCUCUACUGCUGCAUGGAAGGCUAGGAAUCCCUCGUCCAGAACCAGUGCACCGACCGUUGGAAUAUCCUCAGCCACCUUCUGGGGGCUGGUGAAGAACCCUUCACCAGCACCCACCACUCCAGCAACUCCCAGGGUCAGGGCAAGUCCGACCACUCAGGUCCAUCACUGUGUGGUUGUGGAGCCAGUCCCAGUCUCGUCCACUGACCCCUCCCCCAGUCUGACAACAGCUGGGAUGCCAGAGACUCCCAGUCCCUCAGUACUGCCUUCUGGGCAGCCAGACCUCCACCCCAAGGCAGAGUACCCCCGAGACCUGUUCAGUGUGAAGGAGCGGAGGCAGGGCUGGGUGGUCCUGCACAUCUUUGGCAUGCUGUAUGUGUUUGUAGCCUUGGCCAUCGUUUGUGACGAGUACUUUGUCCCAGCGCUGGGUGUCAUCACAGACAAGCUGCAGAUCUCUGAGGAUGUGGCAGGUGCUACCUUCAUGGCUGCUGGAGGCUCUGCCCCCGAGCUCUUCACCUCCCUCAUCGGCAUCUUCAUCUCCCAUAGCAAUGUGGGCAUCGGCACCAUAGUGGGCUCUGCGGUGUUCAACAUCCUCUUUGUCAUUGGCACUUGUGCCCUCUUCUCCCGGGAGAUCCUCAACCUCACCUGGUGGCCCUUGUUCCGUGACAUCACCUUCUACAUCCUUGACCUAAUGAUGCUCAUCCUCUUCUUCCUGGAUAGCCUCAUUGUCUGGUGGGAGAGCCUGCUGCUUCUGCUGGCCUAUGCCCUCUAUGUGUUCACCAUGAAGUGGAACAAACAGCUUGAGCUCUGGGUGAAGAAGCAGCUCAGCAGGAGGCCAGUGCCCAAGGUCAUGGCCCUAGGGGACCUUAGCAAGCUCGCGUCCAUGCUGACCCAAGGGAGCAGCUUGGCCUCUCUGCACAACAGCACCAUCCGCAGCACCAUCUACCAGCUCAUUUUCCGCAGCCUGGACACUCUGGGGGAAGCCCGGCCCUCCAAGGACAAGGAGGAGGAGAGCUUGAAUCAGGAGGCCAAAGCCAAGCCUCAGGCCAAAGCAGAGAGCAAACCAGAAGAGGAGGAGCCAGCCAAGCUCCCUGAGGUCACGGUCACACCAGCCCCUGCUCCAGACGUCAAGGGAGAUCAGGAGGAAGAUCCUGGCAGUCAGGGAGAUGUGGCUGAAGCUGAGAGCACAGGUGAAAGGACAGAUAAUGAGGUUAAAACUCCUGGUGAAGGUGAAAAUGGAGAGCAAAGUGGAGGUGAAGCUCAACCAGAAGGUGAAGGUGAAGAAAAAGGAGAGAAUGAAAGUGAAGGUGACAUCCAGGCAGAAAGGAAAGGAGAGAAUGAAAGUGAAGGUGACAUCCAGGCAGAAAGGAAAGGAGAUGAUGAAGGUGAAGGUGAAAUCCAAGCAGGAGAAGAUGGUGAAAUGAAAGGUGAUGAAGGUGACCUCCAGGCAGAAAGGAAAGGAGAUGAUGAAGGUGAAAUCCAAGCAGGAGAAGAUAGUGAAAUGAAAGGUGAUGAAGGUGACCUCCAGGCAGAAAGGAAAGGAGAUGAUGAAGGUGAAGGUGAAAUCCAAGCAGGAGAAGAUGGUGAAAUGAAAGGUGAUGAAGGUGAAACUGGAGAGCAGGAAUUGAACGCUGAAAAUCAAGAUGAAGCCAAAGAAGAUGAGAAAGGUAUAGAUGGUGAAGAGGAAGGUGAUGGAGGUGAGAGUGAAGACGAAGAGGAGGAGGAGGAGGAGGGAGAGGAGGAGGAGGAGCAGGAGGAGCAGGAGGAGCAGGAGGAGGAGCCUUUGUCCCUGGAAUGGCCUGAGACCAGGCAGAAGCAAGCCAUUUACCUCUUUCUUCUGCCCAUUGUGUUCCCACUGUGGCUGACGGUGCCCGACGUCCGGAGACUGGAGGCUAGGAAAUUUUUUGUUAUCACCUUCCUGGGAUCCAUCAUGUGGAUAGCCAUGUUCUCAUACCUCAUGGUGUGGUGGGCUCACCAGGUUGGUGAAACAAUAGGGAUUUCUGAAGAGAUUAUGGGCUUGACAAUCCUAGCAGCAGGCACAUCAAUUCCUGACCUCAUCACCAGUGUGAUUGUCGCUCGGAAAGGCCUGGGAGACAUGGCCGUGUCAAGCUCUGUGGGCAGUAACAUAUUUGAUAUCACCGUGGGCCUGCCCCUUCCUUGGAUGCUUUUCUCUUUUAUCAAUGGAUUACAGCCUGUUCCUGUCAGUAGCAAUGGCUUGUUUUGUGCCAUUGUUUUGCUUUUUCUCAUGCUCCUGUUUGUGAUCUCUUCAAUUGCAUUAUGCAAAUGGAGAAUGAACAAGAUCCUGGGCUUUACCAUGUUCCUCCUGUACUUUGUAUUCCUGAUAAUCAGUGUGAUGUUAGAAGAUCGAAUCAUAUCCUGUCCUGUGUCUGUCUAAGUCAGUCACUGUUGCUCAAAAUGGACACGGAUCAGAAAACCAUGCCAGAAGUUACUGUACCACUUGUUACAUUAAAGAAUGAACAAGAUCCAGGAGAGUGAACUGAGUGGGCAGGAGCCUCUGAUGUGGAUGUGAUCGGGACUGAAGUUUAUCCUUGGAAAACACCUGCAGCUCAUUGUGGAUUAGGACUCUUUGGAGGGGUGGAGCUCCUACCACCCCUGAUGCAGACAGCUAACACAUGGAGGCCAGCAGAAGGACCCAAGUCAGAGGAUUUUCUAAAAUGAGAUAUUUGGGAGUGAGGGUUGGGACAGGUACCUUAGCAAUCAGAUAAGCUCCCAUGUUCACAGUUCCCUGAUUAUUCCUGAAGGGCUGCUGAUGCAAAAGAUGCAGGUGUGGUCUCCAUCUCACCCUCCUGGCCCCUGCCCCCAGCACAUGCUGCAGUUUACUGUCUCCUCUUUUUCUGUUCAAAACAUGUGGUUCUAUCAGAUUUGUAUUCAUUACAGGUUCAGUUACUGGUGAGUUUAAAGGAGCAAAGUCUAUAGGAAAAAAAGUAUAACAAGAAUCAAUUAUCAUUACACACUGUAGUCCAGUAAAAUGUGUACCAAUAUUUUAUAGCUUAAAAAGGAGGACUACAUAUGCUCUCGUUGUAUUUCUGAAAAGUCAAAUUAAAAUAAGCAGCUCAAGAAAUUAUAAUUUGCCCUUCAAUUGGAAGAUGUGGGUAUUAGGGAAGGAGAACUACUCUGAGGGCUAUUUAAAAACAUGUAUUUAUUAGGAAAUCCAAGUUAGUGUUGUCUCCAUCAGGUGGGUCACCUUGAGGGAUUAGACAUUCUAACAAAGCUGUCCUGGCUCUGUGCCCCUCCCCUCUCAUAUUCUCACCCAACAGUGACAGCUGCACUAGUGAGUGAGAAACAAAGUAAUUUUUAAAAAGAGUCUAAAGUCAGGAGAGCCAAAUCUGGUUUACAAAGUAAAAGAUCCAGUGGGGCAAUGCUAUUUUUGUAUGUCAUCCUCGAUAGGAUUAUAAAACAAGAAGAUUGAUUUCUUGUGUAGCUUACAAGUGGAUAUUAAGGCGAUUACAAAGGAGAAAUUCCAAAAAUGCUCAAACAAUGACAAGAUGGUAAGGAAAAGAGUAUUACUACUUCCACGGUAGCUGAUGUAAAGGACACCUGUGUGUUUUUAAAAAAAUUAUUUAAUUAAUUUAAUUUUGGCUGCGUUAGGUCUUCGUUGCUGCAUGCGGGCUUGCUCUAGUUGUGGUGAGU
Aethalodelphis obliquidens (Pacific white-sided dolphin) is the source of this 7234-nucleotide messenger RNA. It is a transcript of the gene SLC24A1, whose product is annotated as solute carrier family 24 member 1. The record is from RefSeq and is a predicted model, not a curated record. Gene Ontology annotation, biological process: visual perception; long-term synaptic depression; calcium ion transmembrane transport. Gene Ontology annotation, molecular function: calcium channel activity; calcium, potassium:sodium antiporter activity. NCBI's taxonomy places the organism in Eukaryota, Metazoa, Chordata, Mammalia, Artiodactyla, Delphinidae. The transcript has 12 exons. Bases 2580 to 5978 code for a protein of 1132 amino acids. Gene Ontology annotation, cellular component: plasma membrane.